AUGACUGGAGUGGCAGCAGCAGCUUCACUAGCUGAACAGGCUACGAGUUUCACGGAAUGGAAAUCAAGAUUGCGCCAUUGGCAACGAGGGCAUUCAAGCGUGCCGCUGACGUCGCCGUCGAGCUUCCAUACCUGUCCCGACCUGUCCUCGCUGCAGAUAUCGCGACCAGACUCAGCAAGCAGAGCAAGUGUUGGCGCAUCCGACAGCGGCGAGCGGGAAACAGCGACGGGGCUACCCCGCUGCCCCUCUCCAGAGUCGCUCGCCCUUCGCAGCAGAUCUCGGAAACUCGCAUCGACUGGGAAGCGGGCGUCGAAAAAGGCGCGCAGCGUCCUGGGUCGGGUUCGCGCCUUGCAGAGGUCUGCUGCGGCUAAGAUGGCGCCCUCGCCGAUCAAGAUCGAUACCAAUGUUGCAACAAAGCGUGGGCGUUCGCAGGACAGCGAUGAGAUCCCCGCGGACUCGUUGAUCGUCGACCAGGGAGCAAGUGCACAGCGGCCUCACAGCAAUGUGCCUCUACCUCCGUUCCUCUGCCAGUCAUAUUCAGAAAUCCACGAGAAGUUUGAUGAACUCGAAUGGCGUCAGAGACGUCGCGUCCACGAGGGAACCACUGCCAACGAUGGAUCGCACCGCUGGGCGCUCGAAACAGGCCCCGAAGCAAAGGCGCGGAACCGCUACAUGAACGUGUUGGUGUGGGCGAACUCUCGGAUCCGUCUCAAGGUGCCCGAGGGCGAGAGUGAUUUCAUCAAUGCGUCUCCGAUCGUGUUGAAGGCUUCCACUCAGGGUGAGGAGAGGAGAUAUAUCGCAACGCAGGGUCCCGUCACAGGACAAAUCGCGUAUUUCUGGCACAUGGUCUUCCACGAGAGCAAGGAAGAGGCAGUAGUAGUGAUGCUGACCCAGACCGUCGAAGCUGGCAGGGAGAAAUGUGCUCAGUACUUUCCCUUGGACCAGGAAAAACCCACCAUCGAUUUACAAAUAGAGGAAGAGGAUCCCUUUAUCAACGACGAGGCGCGUGACAAGGUCAAGGAAAGCAUGAGUGGCAGAGUCACUCUGCUGGAAUCUCACUGGGACGAAUCCUGUCGCUCGCAGGUCCGCAAGCUUGAACUCACGAUAGGCUCGGAGUCAAAGAUUGUCUGGCAUUUCUUAUUUGGGGGUUGGGCGGAUUACUCCAAGCCUGAAGGCGAGGAUCGCCAGGCUCUUCUCGAGCUCCUCAAGGCCUCUGAAUCCAAAUCUACCACCCCAGAUAACCCUCGUGUGGUGCACUGCAGUGCUGGCGUUGGGCGCACCGGCACGUUCAUUGCUCUGGACUAUCUUCUGAAGGAACUCGACUCCGGAGCGCUUCUGGAGAUCAGUGAUCCCCAGGUAGACCCCGUCUUCGACACGGUCGAUCACAUGCGUGAACAGCGGAUGAUGAUGGUGUACAAUGAGAUGCAACUGCUGUUCAUCUACGAAGUUAUCAGGGAACAAGCCGAACUGAGGUUGGGUCACGGCAAGGAGAACGACGGUCGGACGGGUUCCAAGGAUGGCGAUCCAGAUAUUAGAUCUCCUAAGAUGGCGAGGCUAUCCUCCGAUUCGGAUUACAGGGCAGCCGAGAAGCCAGAGCUACAGCCUGUCUGA
This is a messenger RNA of Paecilomyces variotii, 1611 nucleotides long. Its product is annotated as protein-tyrosine phosphatase 2. Gene Ontology annotation, biological process: protein dephosphorylation. NCBI's taxonomy places the organism in Eukaryota, Fungi, Ascomycota, Eurotiomycetes, Eurotiales, Thermoascaceae. The coding region runs from base 1 to 1611 and encodes 536 amino acids. Gene Ontology annotation, molecular function: protein tyrosine phosphatase activity. The record is from RefSeq and is a predicted model, not a curated record. The transcript is spliced from 4 exons.